This is a messenger RNA of Ichthyophthirius multifiliis, 1629 nucleotides long. Its product is annotated as protein kinase domain protein. Gene Ontology annotation, molecular function: ATP binding; protein kinase activity. Gene Ontology annotation, biological process: protein phosphorylation. The record is from RefSeq and is a predicted model, not a curated record. The transcript is spliced from 2 exons. NCBI's taxonomy places the organism in Eukaryota, Ciliophora, Oligohymenophorea, Hymenostomatida.
AUGAUAUACCAAAAACUUGAAGGAUUUUCAUAAAAAAAAGUAAAUAUUCAACAUCAUUAUAUAUUUUAUUUUUAAAUAAAAAACCUUAAAAUUCAAUUUACAUUUACUCAUAUAUUAAUAAAAAUUAAAAAUAAGAUAUAUGAAAGUGAAUUUAUUGAGCUUUUAAAAAUAGGUCAAGGCGGUUUUGCUGAUGUUUUUAGAGCUUAACAUAAACUAGACGAAAACUUAUAUGCAAUAAAAAAGAUACAUUUAAAAAUAAAAAACCCAAGGGAAGAUUUACAAACCGAAUUCGAUAAAAUAGCUCGAGAAGCUAAAAUUUUAUCCUAAUUAAAUCACCAAAAUAUAAUUAAAUAUUUCCAAAGUUGGAUUGAGGUAACAUGUAAAAAAACCUCGAAUAGAUAAAAGCAUUCUAAAUAAAACUCCUAAGGCACUUAAAGUAUCAAAAAAUCUUUCUAAAGCAAUAGUGAGAAUGAAUGUACAAAUGAUUUUUGCAUAUAAAUAGACGGAGAAAACGACAAUAUAGAAUUUAACGAUAAUUCUUAAAAAUAGCUUUCUUAAAAAUAACUUUCUUAACAAUAAAUUUAAAAGAACGAAUAAUAAAAAAUUGAAAAAUAAAUACAUAUAUAAAAGCCACCGAAAGAUAACAAAAAAAACAUCUCCACACCUAUAUCUCCUCUAAAAUAAACCCAUGAGAAAUACGACGAAAUAAUACUCUUUUUAUAGACAGAAUUAUGUAAAGAAACCCUAUGUGAAUAUAUAUAAAGUCGGAACAAAUAAUUAUUAGAUUACUAAGCAAUUAUUUAAUAACAAUAGAAAAGUUUCUCAAAUGAAUUAGAAUUAACACAAGCAUAAAAACAUGAAGCAAUUUUGAUAUUAUAGUAAAUAAUACAAGGACUUUAAUACAUACACAAUACAUGUAAUAUAGUACAUAGAGAUUUAAAGCCUUAGAAUAUAUUUUUAACUAAAGACCUUUAAGUAAAAAUAGGAGAUUUCGGAUUAGCUAAGAAACUUACUUAAAAACAAAUAAAUAAUAUUUCUUUAAAUAACUUCACUACAAACUCAAAUAAUAGCACAUAAACUAAUAAUACUGAAUAGGCUGAUAUAUAUUCCCUAGGGAUUAUUAUUUUAUAAAUGUUUUAUCCUAUGACUACUACUAUGGAAUUAGUAAAAACAGUUCAUAUGUUAAAAAAAGGAGAAUUACCUAAAACUUUUUAAUAGAAAUUUCAAAAGUUGUCUAAAAUUAUCCUCGAUAGUCUUUCCAAUGAUCCAAAUAAAAGGCCCUAACUUUUCUAAAUAUACUAAGCUCUGGAAGUAAUUGAAAGCUAAGAUAAAAUUUUACAAGCUUAGGUUUUAGGAAAGUAUUAGAUAUAAUUAGAAAGUUCUAAUUUGGGAGUUUAAUGGAAAAUUCUAAAGGUUAUUAAAGACAAAUUGUUACUUUUUGGUAACGAAAACGCGAAAAAAGCUGAAAUUGUGUACACUUUAAAAUAAGCAAAUAUUGAAUUAUUAGAGGAUCAAAAAGGAUUGAAAAUUAAUCAUAUAAUAAUGUAAAAUUUAACUAUUUAUUUUAAUAAUAAUCUUUAAAAAUGUGAAAUCUUAUUCUAAUAAUUGCUUUAAUAAUAAUAAUAGUGA